Aspergillus nomiae NRRL 13137 is the source of this 2189-nucleotide messenger RNA. RefSeq names its product actin-related protein ArpA. The record is from RefSeq and is a predicted model, not a curated record. Bases 754 to 1899 code for a protein of 381 amino acids. NCBI's taxonomy places the organism in Eukaryota, Fungi, Ascomycota, Eurotiomycetes, Eurotiales, Aspergillaceae. The transcript has 7 exons.
AUGGCAUCACAAGACCAGGCCCGCCCUAUGAAGCUAUGCUUCGUCACGGUGGGAGCCACAGCUUCGUUUCAUUUACUUCUGCAGGCCAUAGUGGACCAUAGAUUUCUGGCUGCCUUGCAUGAAGCCAAUUAUACGCAUCUCCUAGUCCAAUACGGGAAGGACAGCCAAGCUCUCUUUGAAGAGCUUCUCAGCAAAUAUCCCCCUGGGAGCCCAAGUCGACACGGUAUUGAGAUAGACGGGUUCGAUUUCAAUCAUGCAGGUCUAGACGGGGAGAUGAGGCUUGCUCAACCGAGACUUGACGAAGGUCGAAGUGGGGGGUUAAUUAUCAGUCAUGCAGGAUCGGGCAGUAUCCUAGGCGCACUACGUUUAGGAGUGCCACUUGUGGUUGUUCCAAAUACAACCUUGAAGGACAACCACCAGGUGGAACUGGCCCGUGAGUUGCAGAAGCAAGGUUAUGUCAUUGCUAGCGGACAUCAGGAGGUGUCUGCUGCUGUAGGGCGCGCAGAGACACUACGGGCUCGCAUGCUGGCUUGGCCGCCUGUCAAUGGAGCAAAUCAGAAACGUCAUCGCACGCUGGAUCAAUCCGAUGUGGCCCAAGCUCCUCAGGUUGUUGACGGCACGGGAAACAUCAGAUGACCUACGUGGCACAACCUCCCCGGCCGUGGGGCCUUUCAUAACAAUCGCGCUUCACCCAAACACCGUCCCUUUAACCGUCCGCAACUUACCCCCCGAGCCACACCCCUCGCUCUCGCAAUGGCCGAGGCCACCCUCCAUAACGCCCCCAUUGUCAUCGACAAUGGCAGCGGCACAAUUCGCGCCGGUUUCGCAGGAGAGGAAGUCCCCUCAUGUUUCUUCCCGUCUUUCGUCGGUCGGCCAAAACACCCACGGGUGAUGGCCGGCGGUCUAGAAGGAGAUGUCUUCAUCGGAUCGAGAGCACAGGAGCUGCGCGGCCUGUUGAAGAUUCGGUACCCGCUGGAACACGGCAUUGUCACGGACUGGGACGACAUGGAGAAAAUCUGGCAUUACGUCUACGAGAACGAGUUGAAAACGCUGCCUGAAGAGCAUCCGGUCCUCCUGACUGAGCCACCGCUCAAUCCCCGCAAGAACCGCGACACGGCGGCCCAGAUCAUGUUCGAGACGUUCAAUGUCCCGGCUCUUUAUACGUCUAUUCAGGCUGUGCUGUCGCUGUACGCGUCCGGCCGCACGACCGGUGUGGUCUUGGAUUCAGGGGAUGGUGUUUCCCAUGCAGUGCCGGUGUAUGAGGGUUUUGCGAUCCCGAACAGUAUACGGCGGAUCGAUGUCGCGGGGCGAGAUGUUACGGAGCAGCUGCAGUUGUUGCUCCGGAAGAAUGGACAUGUGCUGUAUACGAGUGCUGAGAAGGAGGUGGUCCGGAAGAUCAAGGAGGAGGUGUGCUAUGUGUCGCUGGAUCCGAAGCGUGAAGAGAAGGAGUGGAUGAACAGUUAUCAUAAAUCGGAGACUAAGGCCGUGGACUACAGACUGCCUGAUGGGCAUAAGAUCAAGAUUGGUCAAGAACGCUACCGUGCUCCUGAGAUCCUUUUUGACCCCGAGCUCAUCGGCCUGGAGUACCCUGGUGUUCAUCAGAUCGUCCAGGAUGCGAUUACCCGCACAGACCUGGACCUGCGCAAAGAUCUAUACCUCAACAUUGUCCUGUCGGGAGGCUCGACACUAUGCAAGAACUUCCCGGACCGGCUGAUGCGCGAGAUCAAGCGAUUGGCUGUGGAAGACAUGAAGAUCCGUAUUUCUGCGCCGGCCGAGCGGAAAUACACGACCUGGAUCGGUGGUGGAAUCCUGGCUGGUUUGAGCACGUUCCGCAAGAUGUGGGUCAGCGCCGAUGAAUGGCACGAAGAUCCGGAGAUCAUCCACCGGAAAUUCGCCUAAUGCUGCCUUGAACCGCUUGAAGGCAAGGCAACAUAAGUGACGCUAGUCAUCCACCGUUCGCGAACAGCGACACAGUGACAGACCAAAGCCAAACAUACAUUAAGUGAUAUUAUUGAGAAAGUCACGAACCCUCGAUAGACCCGUCAGCUGCUGUUGUCCGCAGAUGAGCAGCAGCUUUUGAUACCCCUCUUUUUUCUCACCUUAGCACGCCUACGAUAUGAUACACUCAUGGCAGAUGCUGCCAUACUCUCAUAUCAUCUCUAUUUCCUCCCCCAUCAACACUCACACAC